Molecule: messenger RNA, 1783 nt
Organism: Corylus avellana
Lineage: Eukaryota; Viridiplantae; Streptophyta; Magnoliopsida; Fagales; Betulaceae
Product: receptor-like cytoplasmic kinase 176
Biological process (GO): protein phosphorylation
Molecular function (GO): protein kinase activity; ATP binding
Source: RefSeq, a predicted model, not a curated record
AAGUCAACCGUCCACCCUCCCUUCCUAUUGGCUUAGUUGGCCGAGGUCUAAAAAGGCUACCAAUGGAACUCCCAAAAGCGGAGACCUUUUCUCUCAUCAAUCAGAGAAGAAACCAGAGAGAGACCCAAUACAGAAAGUUGCACCAAAAAUCCAUUUCAAGUCUUUGCUCAAUCACUUCGAUCUGCGCUAAAGAGAAAUCUUGGUGAGAGUUUUGAGAGGAUCUGUUUUGGAUGGGGGCUUGCAUAAGCAAUCGGAUUAAGGCCGUGACUCCUCAUACAGGGUUCAAUUCAAAAAAUGUGAGCAGAGAUGGGAAUUACUUUAGUAAUUCAAGUAGCAAGUUCUCAUCGGCUUCCGUACCCAUGACUCCUAGGAGUGAGGGUGAGAUCUUGGAGAUCUCCAAUUUGAAGAAUUACGGCUUCAGCGAACUCAAAAUGGCUACAAGAAACUUCCGCCCUGAUAGUGUAUUAGGAGAGGGUGGAUUUGGUUCAGUUUUUAAGGGGUGGAUUGAUGAGCAUUCACUUACAGCUACCAGGCCUGGGACUGGCAUAGUGAUUGCUGUGAAGAGGCUGAACCAAGAAGGGCUCCAGGGUCACAAGGAAUGGUUGGCAGAAAUCAACUAUUUAGGGCAGUUGCAUCAUCCUAAUCUUGUCAAGUUGAUUGGUUAUUGCUUAGAGGAUGACCAUCGGCUUCUAGUAUAUGAGUUCAUGCCAAAGGGAAGCAUGGAAAAUCAUCUAUUUCGAAGGGGAUCUCACUUCCAUCCACUUUCUUGGAGCUUCCGAAUGAAAAUUGCUCUUGAUGCUGCAAAGGGACUUGCUUUUCUUCACAAUGCUGAAUCACAAGUUAUAUAUCGUGACUUUAAGACUUCUAAUAUCCUGCUUGAUUCGGAUUACAAUGCAAAACUGUCUGAUUUUGGUCUGGCCAGGGAUGGACCAAAAGGUGGUAAAAGCCAUGUCUCUACUAGGGUUUUGGGAACCUACGGAUAUGCUGCUCCAGAGUAUCUAGCCACAGGUCAUCUGACUGCCAAAAGUGAUGUAUAUAGCUUUGGAGUCGUACUUUUAGAAAUUUUAUCUGGCCUUCGAGUCAUAGACAAGAACCGGCCAUCUGGACGACAGAACCUGGUGGAGUGGGCAAAACCUUACCUGAACAAAAAACAAAAGAUUUUCCGUGUUCUAGAUGUUCGCCUCGAAGGUCAGUACUCACUGGAUAGGGCACAAAAGGCCGCUUACCUUGCACUUCAAUGCAUUGCUGUGGAAGCCAAGAACAGACCCAACAUGGAUGAGGUGGUAAUAGCAUUGGAGGAGCUUCAGGACACACCAAAAAGUAAUGAAAACGAGCCCCAUGUAAAUGCUCAUAGCCUUUCCAAUGGAAUUCCUGCUGUCUCAUGCAGAGAUACCGUGAAGGAGGAUUCAAACUUCACUGUUUACCCGAGGCCUUCUGCUACUCUGGUUCAUGCUUAAGGGAAGGAAAUGUUUUUUAAGUAGCAGAUAUAUCUUUUUCUGUUUUGAAGGACUCAUGGCAGGGUCUGGACACAGUUUCAGGAUUCAAGCAUGAAGCAUGCACCAUUACAAUGUUUCCUUGAACAUUGUACAGUUUUUUGCUUUUGUAUAUGUACUAGAGCUAGCUUUUAAAUAUUUUCUGCUUUACACAAGAAGCAUGAAAGGCCCCUCAAUCUCAUGCGUGGUUCCAGGAAUGUGUUUGAUUAUGAUUGAAACCAGAGAUGAUAUGUAAAACGAGAAUUGAGUCUUAGUUUUUUUCUGGGAAUGAAGUGGUCGUGUUGGUUCUA